Linum trigynum is the source of this 3156-nucleotide messenger RNA. The record is from the annotation of a GenBank genome assembly. Lineage: Eukaryota; Viridiplantae; Streptophyta; Magnoliopsida; Malpighiales; Linaceae.
UUAUAAACAUUAAUAAAUUUUAUUUAAUAAAAUUUUAUUUUUAAGCAUCUAAUUGUUUAGUAUUAGUUACAAAUUCUUAGCUAUAAAUUAUUUUGUGUGAAAUAAUUCUUCUAAUUGCUUUUUUGUAGACUAAUUUAUUUGGAAUUGAGGAUUUCCAUUUUCCUCAUGUAUUUUAUUAAAACCGGCACAACCGACAUGAAUACUGGUUGUAUCACGGUCAGACCAUUUCACUUACAAAAUCGGCACACCGGCAUGAACCGGUUUGACAACCUUGCUUACAACCCAUAGGGGAAGUGACAGUAUCCCCCUAUUUCCUCAGGGCUGGAUGCUGUAUUUAGAGGAAGGUUGGAUCUAUAUAAGGUAUUUUCUGCCGUCGAUCGAUUGUAUGCUACUUCGGCCGACCUGAUUUAAAUAACAAAGAAAAGAUAGGAUCAUAAGCGCGAGAAGAAACCUAUGGCAAAGAGAAAUGAAAUCCAUGCAAUACCGCCGAGUAAAUUCCCUUGAAUGUAUCAUUACCGCAACUAGGCGCUGAUGAAACCAUAAACGCGAGUUUUCGGUUGGCUGGCAAACGUGAUUUUCCAGGUGGAGGAGCCUAUAUAGUGGAAUCUCUGCCGAAAGCAGCAACCAUUAUAAGACUACGGCGAGAACAGAGGUUACAUUUAGUUGUGGCGAGAGGGAAAAUGUGGGUUUUCGGGUGGACAGGUGAAUCUGGAUUCUCAGCUCGUUCCACCGCCGAGCAAGUUACGACGGGGAUCGAUGGCACCGGCCUCACUGCCAUCGUUACAGGGGCAUCGUGUGGCCUUGGGUUGGAGACUACCCGAGUUCUUGCCCUGCGAGGUGUUCAAGUCGUGAUGGCUGUGAGGAAUGUCGACGCUGGUUAUGAAGCUAGACAUUCGAUCAUGGAUGGGAUCCCAACUGCUAAGCUCGAGGUUAUGAGAUUGGAUCUCAGCUCGUUGGCAUCGGUUCGAAACUUUGCGUCAGAGUUCGUCUCCACCGGCCUUCCACUGAACAUUCUCAUUAACAAUGCAGGCAUCAUGGCAUGCCCUUUCUCGCUUUCUGAAGACAAUAUUGAGCUCCAAUUUGCCACAAACCAUUUGGGCCAUUUCCUACUGACUAACUUGUUGCUAGAGACUAUGAAAAGGACGGCUCAUGCAAGCAAUAGAGAGGGGAGAAUCGUCAUCCUAGGAUCACUUGCUCAUAUCUUCACGUACAAGGGAGGAAUUCGAUUUGAAAGACUUAACGAUGAAUCUGGAUACUUUGGGAUGUCAGCUUAUGGACAGUCGAAGCUUGCAAACAUACUGCACGCGAAGGAGCUAGCAAGGCGUCUCCAGGAAGAUGGCGUGAAUAUUUCUGUUAAUUCACUUCACCCUGGAUCUAUUGUUACCAACCUUUUGCGGCAUCACAGUGUAGUGAACGGGCUUGCUAACUUGUUUGUUAAAUUUGCACUCAAGAAUGCUGAACAGGGAGCUGCUACAAGCUGUUAUUUGGCGCUGCACCCUCAAGUUAAAGGUGUCACUGGUAAACACUUCAUGGACUGUAAUUUAGCCGAACCCAACUCCCAAGGGAAAGACAUGAAACUGGCUAAAAAGCUUUGGGAAUUUAGCUUGAGCUUGAUCCAUCAGGCAAGAACAUGAAUAAUAUAUCCCCGAUUCAGAGCAACUCUCUAUACAUGACUUUACUUCUUUCAACCGAGGCAGAUGUACUUCUUCCAACCAGAUAUGGUUACAGUUACAAAUUGAAAGAGUACACCAUGUUCAGACAGGAACUUUUCUAGACUCCUGUAUUCUUCAAGAGUGUAUGAUAAGAUUUACAGUUGUUUACAGCGCACAAACGAAUAAAAGCUGAGCUGCUGCUAACGUGUCAGGUCUCAAUAAGCAAUUUCUCAUCUGUCAGUUGUUCGAAUUUCCACGUCGGUUGUUAUGGGUUGAAAGUAAUUAGCGGAUUCUUCUGCAAAAUGGCUGUUCCAAAAAUCCUUGCCCCCAGCUCUUGGUAACCUCAGAAAUUUUCUAGCCUCAAAGAAGCACAAAACCUCUGCAAAUUGCUACUCAGGCCUAUGAUGAUGCAUUGUGAAGCCAGGAUUCAGAUCAAGAGAUGGUUUUAACCGAACACUAUCCCUUAGUAGCUGCUGGGACACGCGAUCAGCCAACACAGGCUGUGAAGUUGGAAGAACUUCACUAAGGUCCUGGUGUUGACCGAAUCGUCCAAAAUGGCAGGUCCCAAGACCACCAUUAUUAUCUACUGAAGUCAUAUCCCGAAACAUGUGUGAGGUUUGCGACAAACCUCUGAACUUCUCAGGCUGGUUGUUGGUUGGUUCCUGAUAGGGACUACUACUGCUACUUCCGGUGUAGAAGCCAGUUUGAGACCUUGGGGUUUCAUGGAUGUAAGAUGCCGGUUGCCACGAGUGAUGAUGAAAUGGGAUGGCGCCACCAGUAAGGGGCGUGGAUGAACCUGAGGCAGUGUGAGGGCUAGAUAUAGGAGAUGGAGAUAUCCUUCCACUUACAUGUUGUUGUUGUGGUGAUCUUGGAUACAGAAGAGGGCUACCGAUAGGGGAAACUGGACAUGAUAAAUUGUUCCUCGGCGCAUGGAAGUCACUAGAAAAUGAGAAACAGAAUUGGAUUGUUAUGAAAACUGUUUGAAACCCAAAGCAAAUUUAUCUUUUGAUGAAACAAAAACAAACUAGUUCGAGUUGAGAAUUCUCAUUUUAGCUACUGGGCCUUAGGAGAGAGCAUAUGCAAGGACAAAUGAAGAAAACCUUCAAACAUCACUCAUUGGUUGUAGGUAAUUUCACGUCACGUCAAAGUUUCACAAAUUCAAAAGUUCGAGAAGAAAACACAUAUGAAUGUUGUUCUGUUAAGAAUGUUCAACCAAUUCUUGAGACUCAACCCAAAAACAAGAAUAACUGCAUGGAAAGGCUGGAAAGAGGAGAACCUGAAUCCUGAACCAGUUCUUGAGACUCUAGAUUGAUGAAUGGGGAUUGCUUCCGUGUCAAAGCUUCUCGCAUAUCCAGUGCCCUAAUUGAAGAUUGCAUCCCAGUAAUCAGUUAAAGACAAACAAGAGCCACAAGAGAAUCGUGGCAACCUUGUUAGGUAAAAUAAAAACCAUGGUAAGAUCAUGAGCAUAAUGGGAACACAGGAAAAACAAAGUACAAUAGCAUUU